This is a messenger RNA of Fundulus heteroclitus (mummichog), 2476 nucleotides long. It is a transcript of the gene alg8, whose product is annotated as ALG8 alpha-1,3-glucosyltransferase. The transcript has 14 exons. The record is from RefSeq and is a predicted model, not a curated record. Gene Ontology annotation, molecular function: dolichyl pyrophosphate Glc1Man9GlcNAc2 alpha-1,3-glucosyltransferase activity. Gene Ontology annotation, biological process: protein N-linked glycosylation. Lineage: Eukaryota; Metazoa; Chordata; Actinopteri; Cyprinodontiformes; Fundulidae. The coding region runs from base 199 to 1764 and encodes 521 amino acids. Gene Ontology annotation, cellular component: endoplasmic reticulum membrane.
UGUUCUAACGAGAAAACAUUCAGAGCUAAACUAAACUGUUAAUAAAUUAAUAACUAACGAACCAAACUGUUAACGCAACAACAGGGCAGCUGCCGGGCCGACCAGGCCCGCUUUAACGCCACCGAACCGAACCUCGGUUCUGCUCGGUCCGCCGGAUCUCAUCAAAGCUUCCGCCCUCAACUGGCCGGACCGGCUGUCAUGGCGGCGCAGGCGGAGAGCUGGAGCUGGUUUGCGGCUUUAGCUGUGGGGGUUUCUCUGCUCAAAUGUCUCUUCAUCAACGCCUACCAUUCCACAGACUUUGAGGUCCACAGGAACUGGUUGGCCAUCACGCACAGCCUGCCGGUGUCCAGGUGGUACCGUGAGAACACGUCUGAGUGGACCCUGGACUACCCGCCGCUCUUCGCCUGGUUCGAGUUCGGCCUGUCGCAGGCGGCCCGGCACUUCGACCCAAACAUGCUGCGGGUGGAGAACCUGGACUACGCCAGCCCGGCCACGGUUCUGUUCCAGAGGCUGUCGGUCGUCUUCACCGACCUGCUCUUCAUCUACGCUGUCAGAGAGUGCUGCAGGUGCGUUGGGGUCCAGAAGGGUUCUAAGGAGGUUCUGACCCGGCCGUCCUUCGUCCUGGCCGUGCUGCUGCUGUGGAACUUCGGGCUCCUGGUGGUCGACCACAUCCACUUCCAGUACAACGGCUUCCUGUUCGGGUUCCUGCUGCUGUCGGUGGCCAAGCACCUGCAGGGCCAGCACCUGCAGGGGGCGCUGCUGUUCGCCGUCCUGCUCCACCUGAAGCACAUCUACCUGUACGUGGCUCCGGCUUACGGGAUCUUCCUGCUGAGGAGCUACUGCUUCACCCGGGACCACAGAGACGGCGCCAUCAGGUGGAGCAGCUUCAGCCCGCUGCGUCUGCUGGCUCUGGGCGGCAUCGUCACCUCCGUCUCCGCUCUGUCCCUGGGACCCUUCAUCGUCACGGGCCAGCUCCCUCAGCUCGUCUCCCGCCUCUUCCCCUUCAGGCGGGGUCUCUGCCACGCCUACUGGGCCCCCAACGUCUGGGCGCUCUACAACGCGGCGGAUAAACUCCUGGCGGCGCUCGGCGUCCGCCUGAAGCUGCUGCAGGAGGCGGAGCUUCCUCGGGCCUCCAUGACGGGCGGCCUGGUCCAGGAGGUGCAGCACGCCGUCCUGCCCUCCGUCUCCCCCUCCGUCACGCUGCUCUGCACCCUGCUGUCCAUCCUGCCGGCACUGGCGUCCCUGUGGCGCCGUCCCCGCGGCGGCCGCGCCUUCCUGCGCUGCCUGCUGCUCUGCGCUCUGGCCUCCUUCCUGUUCGGCUGGCACGUCCACGAGAAAGCCGUGCUGCUCGCCGUGCUGCCGCUCAGCGUCCUCGCCGUGGAGAGCAGAGAGGAUGCUGGGAUCUUCCUGGUCCUCGCCACCACGGGUCAUUACUCGCUGUUCCCGCUGCUCUUCACCCCCGCAGAGCUGCCCAUUAAGGUGUGUCUGAUGCUGAUGUUCACCAUCUUCUCCUUCACCGGCCUCGGGGCGCUGCACAGGGCCCGGGGGCCUCUGCUCCGUCCUCUGGAGCUGGUCUACCUGCUGGGGCUGCUCGCCGUGGCGAUCGGCUGUGAGUUCGUCUUCCCCUUGUCGCCGUGGCGACAGCGGCUGCCGUUCCUCCCCCUGCUGGUGACCUCGGUGUACUGCGCCGCCGGGGUCUGCUACUCCUUCCUGCGUCUGUACGCCAGCAUGCUGCGCUCCGACCACAGAGCCAAACAGCCGUGAGGUCAGCGGUCCGUCCGGCUGGAGGCGGAACCUGGAGGCGGAACCUGGAGGCGGAACCUGGAGGCGGAGCGAGCGUCGCCUGUGAAGACGAGGCGUGAUGAAGGCUGAGCCACAGCGACGGUCCAGGAGGAAGAAGAGAAGCUGGUUCUCAGAGAAACAGACUGUCAGGACCAAAGAGCUGCUCUCACUGAUUUUCUAAUAAACAAAAAGUUUCCCUCCAUUUCUGUCUGGUUUGAGACGUCAGAAAUUAAACGUUCUCAUUAAAAUGUUUUAUUCAGAACCAGCUGUGAAUGUUAACCACGCUGCAACACGGCUCUCUUUAAACUGCAGGUGAAAUCCUGCUUUAGAAAUCUGUGUCUUCAUUACAUUUUAUUUAUGGCGACUUUUACUGUAAAUAAUCUGGAAUCAGGAUUUCUGGGUUUUCUGUUCCUCUACCAUCUUCUUAUUUAAAAAUAUUCACAUUUAUUCACAGACGGUAGCGCUUUGUGGCACGGGUGAACCUAAAUAAAAACCUAAAAGUGGUUUCCUGUUCUCCUCUGGGUCAGGCGGGCUGCUCUACCAGAAUUAGUGGCUAAAGUCAGGCAGACUGAGGCCAGGUGGCAGGGUUGUCGGGAAGAUUCCCAACCAGCCGGUCUGUUCCAGGCUGAAGCUGCUGGUGCUAGAACAGUUUUUAUUUUUAUUUCUGCCCAAUAAUAAUAAAGAACUACAGGUA